CGAGCAGCCGCCGCCGCGGGCAGCGGGAGCAGCAGCGGCCGGAGGCCGGCGGGCAGCGGGGCCGCCUCCUCUCGCCGCCCCGCCGAGGGUCCCCGGCCAUGGGCAGCCCCUAACCCCGCCGCAGCAGCCAGAGCCGCCGAUCAGAAAAAUGACUGUCAAAGCUGUAAAGAUGCCGUGCACGGCUCCAAAUGUUUAUACUAAAGUGCCUGAUGGAGGAUGGGGUUGGACAGUUGCUUUUGCUUUCUUCUUUGUGGAAGCUCUAACGUACGGCAUUAUAAAAUCAUUUGGUGUCUUCUUUAACGACCUGAUGGAAAGCUUUGAUGAAACCAACAGCAGGAUAUCCUGGAUAAUAUCCAUAUGUGUGUUUGUACAGACCUUCACAGCUCCUCUGUCGACGGUCCUCAGCAAUCGCUUCGGUCACCGGUUGGUGGUGAUGGCUGGGGGGGUGCUGAUCAGCACUGGCAUGGUCACCGCCUCCUUCGCCCGCACUGUUGUGGACAUGUAUGUCACCAUCGGCGUCAUCUCUGGCCUUGGAUACUGCCUCUCUUUCCUCCCGACUGUCACCAUAUUAUCACAGUAUUUUGACAAAAGACGUUCGCUGGUCACAGCAGUGGCAUCUACAGGGGAAUGUUUUGCUGUUUUCUCCUUUGCACCAGCAAUUACUGCUCUGAAGGAGCAGAUUGGCUGGAGAUACAGCCUCCUUUCUGUCGGGGUGCUACAGCUAAGCAUCGUCAUCUGCGGAUCACUGCUGCGACCCAUUAUCAUCAAAGAGCAAGAAGAAGUGAAAGUGCAGCCUCCCGAGGAGCCCGCGGAGACAAAGUACAUGCUUGAAAAUGAGCAAACACGCACCUCAAUAGAGUCCAUAGACUCAGGAGUAGAAAUAACUACCUCACCCAGCAAUGUGCCUGGAAAAACCAAAGCAGAGCCGAAAAGUGAAGAACCAAAGGAACACGUACAGAUACUUGUUGAAAAUAACAGCACCCCUCCAGAACCAAAAACCAAACUACUGGACUUCUCUGUGAUGAGAGACUAUAGCUUUAUCUGUUAUGCAUUCUUUGGCCUAUUUGCUACCCUGGGCUUCUUUGCUCCCUCUCUCUACAUCAUCCCCCUGAGUCUCAGCCUUGGCAUUGGCAAAGACCACUCUGCAUACAUACUGUCUGCCAUGGCGAUUGCAGAGGUCUUUGGAAGAAUUUCAGCUGGCUGGGUCCUCAACAAAAAGCCCAUCCGCAAGAUCUACAUCGAACUCAUCUGCGUUGUUCUGCUCUCUGUAGCGUUGUUUGCCUUCCCUUUUGCCUCUGAGUUCUGGGGCCUGAUGACAUGUAGCAUAUUUUUUGGGUUCAUGCUCGGGACGGUAGCGGGCACGCAUAUUCCCCUCCUAGCAGAAGACGACGUGGUUGGCAUUGCAAAGAUGUCUUCUGCAGCUGGAGUCUACGUCUUCAUUCAAAGCUUAGCUGGGCUGGCUGGACCGCCCCUUGCAGGUGUCUUAGUGGAUACAACACAGAACUACAGCUCAGCCUUCUACUCCUGUGCUGCUGGCAUGGUCCUGGGUGCUGUGUUUCUGUCCCUGGUGAGGCCAUGCAAGGCUGGGCUGUGCCCCCACCAGCAGCAGCGCGCAGAGGAGAGCGCGGCUGAGGCUGCACCAGAUGUACCAGAGGACUUUAUUGACAUGGAUAUUGGGAAGGCAGAAAAUUCAGGAAAAGGCUCUGACAGCACAGCGUAAAGAAACCUGUUCCUUCUCCAUCUGACGUACUCGGCGCAAGACUAGGGAAAAUGUCAGCUCUGCUCCACGUUUUAAAACUACAUUCUAAAGGGAAUGUGAAAUUUUAAAUGUGAACAGUUGCUACCAUCACCUUUUUUUUUAUUACUAGAAAGAACUUUUUUAACCAACAAUGGAAAGCUCCAUAGAAAAUACAGAUAGCCACAUAAGAAUAACUUCUGUCUAGCAUGAAGAUGUGAUGCGCACUCCAGCUUUCCCGAUACCAAGCGUAGGUAAAGAUUCACCUGAUCCCAGAAGAACUGAGAACAGCAACAGCAGAAGCAGCUCAGCCUCUGCCUGUCCUCACCCACCCCUACUGCAAAUUCCACACAGAAGAGAAACUCAUGAUAUGAACUGGAGACAAGCAUUUUGUACACUACCAGUAGCCAACUGAAUCUUCUUCUGGAAGAAGAUGGACUUGUUCUAGUUUUGAGGAGGAGGCUAGGCUAGAUAGCUGACUUAAACCAUUGCUAAUGUUCCUCUAAUUAACUUGAACGUCACAAAUGCUGGGCAAUCAGAGGCUCAUCCUUAUGGCCAGUUGUUACUGCACAUAUUUCAUAAGAUGAUUUUUCUUCUCCCGAUUGGUAUCUUUAGAACUGCUUUCUAUUGAUGGUUAGAUUUGAUGUACUGUUUCUAAUUUAAUUAGUAUUUAUUAAUUUAUUCUAAGAUUGUUAAAGGAGGUUAGCUUAAAUAACUAGAGAGGAAAAAUCAUCUUUUGCAUAAGGAAAGCUGUCUUUACAUCCAACUCUGCAGCACCCGUCUUGCAUUGCUAGCUUGUGAAAUUGUUGGGAAACUUAAAGCAUAGAGUGUAGCUGUUUUUAAUAGGUAGGUCUUAGGUAACCCAGUUGUUAUUUAAAAAGGAAAAACAAAAUAAUCAACUACAGAUCCAGCAUCUCUUUUCACAAUGCCUCAGCUGGUGUCAAUGGACCCAGCUUGGCUGCUGUAACCAGCCCACCCCGCAGAGAGGAUUUGGCCCAGUGUGUCUUAAUGUACCUGAAACCUUCACUUACAAGUGCACAAGGAGAUCUUUGCCCCAUCACCAAAUGAAUGUGGACACCCCCACGUCACCCAGCCCCUCGCUGUCUGCUGCAACUGUGGGGGCAUGGGGCAGCUCUCUGAGCUGUACCCCCUUCCCCAGCUCCCUCAUAGAGUCAGUGAGAGGCUUUUUUUGCUGCUGACUUAAGAGAGAAACGCAGUGGAGCCUGUGCACAUUGAGGGCGUGAAGGGAGUGAUGAGAGAUGAUGAGCUGUUCAUUUAGUCUUAAUGGAAGAGAUUCCUACUCACGGUGACACAAGCUUGCUUACCCCACCUAUAUGCAUCUUAACGCCUCUAGGCAACUCAGGGGGACAAAUAAAACAAGUCUGUUUUGGUUUGGAAAAAAAAAAAACAAACCAACAUUUCUGUGUAUUGAAGUGGAAGUGGCAUCAUUCAUUUAACUGCUAUGCUGACCUGUCUGUAUGCUACCAGCCAUAAAAAUGGGGACAACCUAAAAAAAAAAAAAACAAACAAGACAAAAAACAACCUUUUUGGGAAGGUGCUUGAUUUGUUCUUUCUGUCUUAGAUGUCAAAAAAAAAAUAACAACAAAAAAAAAAAGAGAAAGAAAAAGAAACAGGCACUCUUGCAACCAAGUGGCUAGAGCAGUUCAUCCUCACUGCCCGAGACCUCAGUCUCGUGUCCUUCCUCUGCCUCAGCACUUUAUCACGGCCAGCAGAACCUCACUGCGUUGCACCCAGGACUGGAAGACCCCUUACAAACAACUCAAGUUUUGUGAAUUCAGUGAGUAAAUGAACAAAUAACCAUGUUGCGUUAAGAUGUACUUCUUAUUUAUUGUUAAUUUAUGACACUUCAAGCAUUUUGGUAAAUGUUCUGUAGACUAUAAUUGUAAGAUUAUUGAAGUCUUUGUGUUACGAGACCUCACUACAGCACUUUGCUAUUACAACUCUGCUUGGAAGUAGAAUAAGGCCUCCAGGUUUUGCGUGUGUGUGGAAGCUCCCUGCUCUGCAGAUUUGCGAGGUUCUACUGUAAUUCUUUUUUUUAUUUUUACAACACUUUCCAAUCCAGAUCAAAUAAUAUGUCUGUCACUGACCUCACAGUACGUUUCUGUUCCUGUCUGUGUCGCGGCACGAGCAGGGGAGCGAGUGAGAAUGUGUGUGUGCGGGCACAGAAGACCCAGAGCAGGCUUUAAUGUGUGCAAAGCAGGAUUUACUGAGUCGUUUGCAACGUACCUAGUGGACUCUGGAAAUACUCUUAAAACACUGAGUUUUGCAAUAAACAUUUUCUUUUUUUUUUUUUUAAUAAAGGAAAUAAAGAAACUUU
Apus apus (common swift) is the source of this 4073-nucleotide messenger RNA. RefSeq names its product solute carrier family 16 member 6 (gene SLC16A6). Bases 149 to 1720 code for a protein of 523 amino acids. Gene Ontology annotation, biological process: transmembrane transport; monocarboxylic acid transport. The transcript is spliced from 6 exons. The record is from RefSeq and is a predicted model, not a curated record. Lineage: Eukaryota; Metazoa; Chordata; Aves; Apodiformes; Apodidae. Gene Ontology annotation, molecular function: monocarboxylic acid transmembrane transporter activity.